UUGAUAUCUGACAUGUCGGUAAUAUUUACUUCGAUCAUGAGAUACUCAAGAAUAGUUAGUGAAGAUGCAUUCAAGUCAUACAUUUAACCAAAGAAUGAAGGAUGGAUGAUAACUCAAUACAGAUAACUCGAGACAGGGGAAGCUUACUCCAUCAGGGAUCCUUGCCCUCUUCUUUCUUUGUAUCAUUCAAAGGAUCUAUGAGAUAUAUCUCUGUUUAUUAUUUUCACAUAUGUUACCAUUCAACAUGUUCAAAUCAUGAACACACAAGGAUUCAGCACCCAGUGUAAAGUACGACAGUGUUUUCAAUGUCAGGGGGAGACAGAAUUCUACUGUAACACGUGUAAAUAUGAUCUGUGUCUACAGUGUAAAAACAGACAUGUUAUUGAUCUAGAUACCAUAAAUCAUGAUGUUAUAGUUUACAGAGAAAAAUAUGAAUACAUUUCAAAACAAGAGACGUGUUUGAGACACACAGACAGAAUCUAUGAAAAGUACUGUUACUCUUGUAAACUUCCUUUAUGUGCCCAAUGUACAGAACACAGAAAUCACAAAAUCCUGGACAUCAGAACAGCAUAUAAAACAAACCGACAAGAACACAGAGAAAUCCUCCACAGGAUCAGAAGUGAGACUCUUUAUAAUAACCAUUUUCUCCUGGCAAAGGUCAAAACUGAUGUUAAGACUUGUCACACAGAAACAUCAAACUAUCAACCAAAGAUGUCAACAAAAGCCCAGCGACUGAAGAACCUCAUUGAUACUGUGGUAUGUGAUGUUAAAAUCAAAUUCAAAAGUUUCAUGAUUCAUAGAUUACAAGAAAAGAACAGACACCUUGCUAACAUAGAAAACUAUGAAAACAGCUAUGAACAGUCAGCAAACAGACCAGUUAAAUUUCUCUUAUUCCUUAAAAAGACCAAUGUCCCCAAGAUACUGGGCACUCCUCAUCUUAUGCAAAAUGCUCUUCUCUCCCUGGCUGAUGAAAUAAACAUUGAGGAUGUAAUUAAGUUAAUGAGUGAAAUCCAAAUUAUAGAGUCAGGAAAAAGACAAGUAAGAAAUGAAUACCUGCUGAAGCUGAUGUCUACACCCGUGUUACACAGAUCUGUUAAAGUGAAAAUUUCUGUUCAUGUAAUGCAUAUAUCAUGUGUUAAUUCAGAUCAAAUCUGGAUCAGUGAUAAGCACAACUACAUUACUAGUUUUAUUUUGAUGAACACAGCAGGGGACAUACUGCAUCAUCUUACAGAUACUAGUAUAAUUGACUAUAAAUGGACUAAUAUAUAUGGAGCACACACAGUGAACAGUAAGGGUGAAUUGAUUUAUAUAGACUGGAGUGAUAACAUUUACAAACUUUCUACAGAUAACAGAACACAGUCUACAUUGGUAAAAGGAAUGGAUCCGUGGGAACCUAGGUGUGUCUAUUGCUCCACCUUCAAUGGAGAUCUACUGGUCGGGAUGUUUAGUUUUGAUGAAAAGGCAGGCAAGGUAAACCGAUACAUUAGCACAGGGCAACACAUACAGACAAUACAACACGACAACAAGGGUCAGCAACUGUACAGUAAUCCUAGAUACAUUGUAGAGAACCGCAAUGGAGAUGUUAUUGUGUCUGACAUUACCCAGGUAGUGGUGACAGAUCAUGGAGGAAGACAUAGGUUCUCCUACACAGGACCACCAUCAGGAUCACAACUUUUACCAUAUGGAAUCUGUACAGAUGGCUUGUCACACAUCCUGGUGUGUGAUACCAGCACCCGCACAGUACAGAUGAUUGACAAAGAUGGUCACUUUCUGUCACAGAUACACACACACCAGCAAGGAAUAAACACACCACACAGCCUUAGUUAUGACAACAAAGCUCACCUCCUCUGGGUUGGAUCAUGGGACGACAACACAGUGUGUGUAUAUAGAUACAUACAAAGAAAAAGCUGUGAGACAGGUGAUGAAGUAGCUGACUAGUCCCUUUGAAUCCAAUCCGAGGAAAAUUUUGUGAAAUUAUGAAAUACUUUUGCAGAGUUUGUCCAUGUCGCAACCCUCCCAUGAACACUGAAAAAAUUUAAAAAAAACACAUUACUACUUCUGAUCUUUGUCUUUUAAAUUUCAUACCCUGACUUGACCAGUUUUAUAGCAAUGUCAAAAUAGAUAAGAAUAUGAUCGAAUUUUGAUGUAUUUGAAUACAAACAACAGUGUUUAAAUGAAACUAAAACUCUUAAGCUUAACAAAGGAAAAGGUCAGAUAAGGGUCAUUUUGGCCCCUACUUUCAGAUGUCUCAUUGAG
This is a messenger RNA of Saccostrea echinata, 2256 nucleotides long. RefSeq lists its product as uncharacterized. The record is from RefSeq and is a predicted model, not a curated record. Lineage: Eukaryota; Metazoa; Mollusca; Bivalvia; Ostreida; Ostreidae. The transcript has 4 exons. Gene Ontology annotation, molecular function: zinc ion binding. The coding region runs from base 256 to 1938 and encodes 560 amino acids.